GUCGUGCACUGCUGGUCCUCCUCUUGUCUGCAACGGUCUCUCUCCUGGGUGGGCUGAUAUUUGGAUACGAGCUGGGGAUUAUCUCCGGUGCACUGCUGCAGUUGCAGAUAGACUUUCACCUCAGCUGCUUCAAGCAAGAAGUUCUCGUGAGCGCCCUCCUUAUCGGAGCUCUCCUCGCCUCUCUGGUUGGGGGGAUCCUCAUUGACCGCCAUGGACGGAGGAGAGCAAUCUUGGUCAGCAACUUGGUCCUGUUGGUUGGCAGCCUUAUUCUCACGUUGGCGAGGUCAUUUAUUGGGCUGGUCAUUGGGCGCAUGACCGUGGGCUUUGCCAUCUCUGUCUCAUCCAUGGCCUGCUGCAUAUAUGUCUCAGAAAUGGUGGCUGCCCAUCAGCGAGGGCUGUUGGUGUCUCUCUAUGAAGCGGGCAUCACAGUAGGCAUCCUCCUGUCCUAUGCGCUGAAUUACAUCUUUGCGGACGUGGGUGAGGGAUGGAGGUACAUGUUUGGACUGGCCAUUGCCCCGACAGCCAUGCAGUUCCUCAGCAUCCUCUUUCUCCCAGUGAACCCCGUUAGAUUAAGCUUGUGGGACUCAGACAGCCAGAAGGGCCUCAUUCAGUUGCAGAACAGUGAGGACAGAGCAGCAGCAAAGCGGGAGCCCUAUAAGGAGAAGCAUUACUCGUUUCUUGACCUUUUCAGGACCAGAGACAACAUGAGAAGGCGGACUCUGGUGGGCCUGGGACUGGUGCUCUUCCAGCAGUUCACUGGGCAGCCCAAUGUGCUGGGCUACGCUUCCAAAAUCUUCCAUUCAGUGGGGUUCCAGAGCAACUCCUCGGCGAUCCUGGCCUCCGUUGGGCUGGGGGCAAUAAAGGUGGUGGCCACGCUUGUCGCGAUGGCCUUUGCAGACAAGGCUGGCCGAAGAGGGCUCCUCGUGGCUGGCUGCGUGGUGAUGGCCAUUUCUGUCACCACCAUCGGCCUCACCAGCCGCAUUGCUCCGCUGGCCAUGGCCAGGGACUGCAAGGCAGCCGCAGACCCCAAUUCGUCCCACGGCCUCACCCAGCACCCCCUGACACCCGUGUCACCCAUCCCACCAGCAUCAGGUGCUGUCAAAAGUCAGGCAGGCCCUGGUUUUCCUGCCAUGAGGAGCCUUACAAAAGUUUUUGCCAGUACUCAAAGCAGAGAGGUUGUUCCUGAUUCUUCCCUCACUCAGAAAAGGGGCUUGGUAGGUCUGUCCAAAAAAGAGACAGCGGAAAGCACAAGCCCUCCUUUCGGUGGUGCUCCCUGGGCAGAACAUAGGGUUUUAAAUUGGAUUACGCUGCUGAGCAUGAUGGCUUUCGUAAGCGCCUUCUCAAUUGGAUUUGGACCAAUGACCUGGCUGGUCCUCAGUGAGAUCUACCCUGCUGGGAUAAGAGGAAGAGCCUUUGCCUUCUGUAACAGCUUUAACUGGGCCGCUAAUUUACUGAUCAGCCUCUCCUUCCUGGACCUUAUUGAUGCCAUUGGUUUCUCUUGGAUGUUUCUUCUCUAUGGACUGAUGGGCGUGAUGGCUGUUGUAUUCAUUUACCUCUUCGUUCCGGAAACGAAAGGACAGUCCUUAGAGGAGAUAGACCAGCAGUUCUCCAGGAAACGGGUGUGGGAAGGAAACGUGUUUAAGCAGAGACGUGGAAGAGGAGCAAGCUGCACACACGCCCAGUACCAGAGAGUGGAGCACGCCAGCGGCACGUGA
This is a messenger RNA of Phaethon lepturus (White-tailed tropicbird), 1715 nucleotides long. It is a transcript of the gene SLC2A10, whose product is annotated as solute carrier family 2 (facilitated glucose transporter), member 10. Lineage: Eukaryota; Metazoa; Chordata; Aves; Phaethontiformes; Phaethontidae. Gene Ontology annotation, biological process: transmembrane transport. The annotation marks the transcript as partial. The record is from RefSeq and is a predicted model, not a curated record. Gene Ontology annotation, molecular function: transmembrane transporter activity. The transcript is spliced from 4 exons. Gene Ontology annotation, cellular component: membrane.